Scheffersomyces amazonensis is the source of this 1131-nucleotide messenger RNA. RefSeq names its product C-5 sterol desaturase (gene ERG3). Bases 1 to 1131 code for a protein of 376 amino acids. The transcript has a single exon. Gene Ontology annotation, cellular component: membrane. Gene Ontology annotation, molecular function: C-5 sterol desaturase activity; iron ion binding. Gene Ontology annotation, biological process: sterol biosynthetic process. The record is from RefSeq and is a predicted model, not a curated record. Lineage: Eukaryota; Fungi; Ascomycota; Pichiomycetes; Serinales; Debaryomycetaceae.
AUGGAUUUAGUAUUGGAAGUUGCCGACUAUUACUUGUUGGAUAAAGCCUACGCUCAAGUCUUACCCAAAGGAGGAGCAGUCGAUCAAUUCAUACAAAAUAGUCAAGUAUUACAAACAUUAAAUGCUAAACAAUAUAAUUGGAGUGCCCUUAAUACUAAUUUAACUAUAAGUGAUUCCUUAUUAAAUAAUCCUAUCCUUUCUACCAUAUUUAAUAAAGUUAUUAACUAUCAAAAUAAGUCAGAAAUAUAUGGUUUACCAAAUUUAUUAGGAACUACUGAAUAUAUCAAUGAUUCGUUCUUGAGUAGAUCCAAUUUAUUUAGAGAAGGUUUUUCCAUUUUUAUUAUUACAGCUAUCUUUGGUUGGCUCUUAUACUUUUCAGUUGCUACUCUUUCUUAUUUCCUUGUAUUUGAUAAGAAAAUCUUCAAUCAUCCUAGAUAUUUAAAAAAUCAAAUCUUUUUAGAAAUUGAAAGAGCUGCUACUGCUAUUCCUGUUAUGGUAUUAUUAACAGUUCCAUUUUUCUUAUUAGAAUUAAAUGGUUAUUCUUUCUUAUAUAUGGAUAUUAAUGAAUGCACUGGUGGUUGGAAAGCAUUAUGGUUACAAAUUCCUAAAUUCAUUUUAUUUACUGAUUGUGGUAUUUACUUUAUUCACAGAUGGUUACAUUGGCCAUCCAUUUAUAAGAAUUUACAUAAACCUCAUCAUAAAUGGAUUGUCUGUACUCCUUUUGCUUCCCAUGCUUUCCAUCCUGUUGAUGGAUGGGCUCAAAGUUUACCUUACCAUCUUUAUCCUUUAUUAUUCCCAUUGCAUAAGGUUCUUUAUUUAUUCUUGUUCACUUUUGUUAAUUUCUGGACUGUAAUGAUUCACGAUGGUCAAUAUUUAUCUAAUGAUCCAUUUGUCAACGGUACUGCUUGUCAUACUGUUCACCACUUAUACUUCAACUACAAUUAUGGACAAUUCACUACUUUAUGGGAUAGAAUUGGUGGAUCAUACAGAAGACCAGACGAUUCCUUAUUUGUUAAGGAUGCUAAGAAGAGUGAAGAUGAAAAAGUUUGGAGAGAACAAACUAGACAAAUGGAAGAAAUUAGAGGGGAAUUAGAAGGUAAAGUUGAUGAUAGAGAAUAUAUCAGAGCUUAG